This is a messenger RNA of Episyrphus balteatus (marmalade hoverfly), 1155 nucleotides long. Its product is annotated as ribosome biogenesis regulatory protein homolog. Lineage: Eukaryota; Metazoa; Arthropoda; Insecta; Diptera; Syrphidae. Gene Ontology annotation, biological process: ribosomal large subunit biogenesis; ribosomal large subunit export from nucleus; ribosome biogenesis. The transcript has 4 exons. Bases 100 to 1155 code for a protein of 351 amino acids. Gene Ontology annotation, molecular function: protein binding. Gene Ontology annotation, cellular component: nucleus; nucleolus; preribosome, large subunit precursor. The record is from RefSeq and is a predicted model, not a curated record.
CACAACUAAAAGAAAAAUAUAUUUUACACGCUCGCAAAAAAGUUGUAUGUGAAUUAAUUUUUUUUUAAACAAAAAGAAAAUAUAUUUAACAAUAUAAAAAUGGAUAUUGUUAAAGAAGUUUUAGAAAAACAACAACGUGAAUUAGAUAAAUACAAACCGAUAAGUGUUGAAAAGCAUUUAGAAGUUCGUCUAGAUGUUGGAAUGAUGUUAUGUACCGAUCCAAAUGAUUUGGAUGAAGAUGAAUUAAAAAAUAAUAAAGAAAAUUAUUUAAAAGAUCUCACAAGAGACAACACACAACUUUUAAUAAAUGCAAUUUGGGAACUUCCAACCGAGCGUGUUGACGAGUGCAUUGUUGCCAAGCUACCGGCACCUACAACAGUUCUACCCCGUCUCCGCAAGCCUCCAGGUCCAAAACCACUCACCAAAUGGGAGAAGUUUGCCAAGGAAAAGGGUAUCAAGAAGAAAAAGAAGGACAAGAAAGUCUUUGAUGAAGUUUUGGAUAAAUGGGUACCAACAUACGGUUACAGAAAAGCUGAUGCAGAAAAACAAAAAGAUUGGGUUUUGGAAGUACCCAAAAAUGUCGAUCCCGAAUCUGAUAUGUUCCAGAAAAAGAUUGAUUUGCGUAGUGAAAAGGUAGCCAAAAAUGAAAUUCAGCGAAUGAAGAAUAUUGUUCGUGCUAGGAAACAAGAAGUACCACGUUCUGGUUAUUUAGGUGCCGAAGCAGCUUCUUCGAGUCAAUUGUUGACCGCAGUCACUGUGGCCAAAUCAUCAACAGCUUCAGUUGGUAAAUUCCAAGAUAAACUACCCAAAGAGAAGGAAGCCCGUGGUAUUGGUGUCAAGGAGUUGAUUCCUGGUGCUAAGCGAAAGGCUUCACAUUUGAGUGAUGUACCUGAAAAAGAAGCCAAUUUGGAUCUUAUUAAGAGUGUUCUUAAUAAGAAGCCCAAGUUUGAUGUUGAAAAGGCAAUUUCGUUACAAAAAAGCGAAGCUAGAGCUGAAAGGAACAAUCAAGAAGGAGAAGAAGGUGGUCGAAAAGGUGGUAACAAAAAAAGGAAAGGAGGCGGCAAGGGUAGUCGUAAGGCUUCGAAAAAACCGAAAGGUGGUCAAGGACAAAGGGCGCCGGGCAAAAAGACAUCAGUGGGCAGAAAGAGACGUUAA